Messenger RNA from Diaporthe amygdali, 1809 nucleotides. Its product is annotated as efflux pump antibiotic resistance. Gene Ontology annotation, molecular function: transmembrane transporter activity. Gene Ontology annotation, biological process: transmembrane transport. The transcript has 3 exons. Lineage: Eukaryota; Fungi; Ascomycota; Sordariomycetes; Diaporthales; Diaporthaceae. Bases 1 to 1809 code for a protein of 602 amino acids. The record is from RefSeq and is a predicted model, not a curated record.
AUGAACGAACCUCGCCGCCCAGCACGCGCCGCACAGGUCGAGAACCCAUAUCACACGGAUUCGGAGAGCACAAGCGGCACCCUGACCUCGGCCCACGAAACCCGAAAGGAAGAUGACCCAACGUCCACUUCCUCGCGCCACGGCCUAUCCAAGGCCCGCCACAUAAUACUAGUUGGCAGCAUGUUCUUGACGCUGUUCCUCCCGGCGCUCGACCAGACCAUCGUCUCCACUGCGCUGCCAAAAAUAAUGAUCAGCCUGGGGGGAGGGUCGUCCAACUCAGGAUACACGUGGGUUGGGUCCGGGUAUGCAUUGACACAGGCGGUGGUGAUGCCUCUGUUUGGCCAGGCGUCCGAGGUGUUUGGGAGGAAGUGGGCGUUUGUGGCGGCCAUAUCGAUAUUCAUGGCGGGGAGCUGUCUGUGUGGCGCUUCGCAGGAUGUGUCGAUGCUGAUCGCCUCCAGGAUGGUGCAGGGGAUGGGGGCCGGGGGCAUCACAGCAUUGGUGAUAAUUCUCAUUGGUGAUUUGGUCGGUACGAGAAAACGUGGGAAAUAUCAAGGAUUCAUCGGUGCCACCUGGGCUGUUGCAUCUGCUCUUGGACCAGUGCUGUCCGGUGUACUUGCUGAGCAUAUCAGCUGGAGAUGGUGUUUUCUCAUCAAUCUGCCUAUAUGUUUGAUCUGUCUCGUUAUUACCCUGUUGUUCCUCAACAUCUCCCGCCCUUCAAAGAGCUUCCUUGAGGCCAUCAAGACCCUCGAUAUAGUCGGAAUUCUCGCAAUCGCCGCGGCCACAGUCUUGCUCUUGCUUGCUUUCGAAUGGGCUUCUCUUGGUACAUCGUGGAGCUCACCACAAAUCCUGAUAUCAUUGAUCACCGCGGCCCUGUCGCUGGGGUUCUUCAUCUACGCUGAGACAAAGGCGACCAAGCCAGUCAUUCCGUUGCGCUUCUUUACUCACCCAACCAGGAUCGGGGCAUACCUUGCAGCCUUCUUCCACGCCGUGGCGUAUAUGGGGCUGAACUACUACCUUCCGAUCUACUUCCAAGCAGUCCGCGGCCAGAGUGCUUCUCAGAGCGGCAUCAGCAUGUUGCCUCUGGUCUUGAUGUUCGGCAUCGCAAGCACAGGGGCAGGAUACCUCAUCACAUUCACGAAAAAAUACCAAACACUAAUCUGCGGCUCCUUCCUCGUAGCCACAAUGGGCUGUGCCAUGUUGGUUCACCUCAACAGGAAUACAUCAACAGCCGUCACCGUGGUCCUCCUGCUCAUAGCCGGCAUUGGUGUCGCCCCGAACUUCAACUCCCUCCUCAUUCCAAUCCACGCAUCCUUCGACGAAACAUCUGACAACUCAGAUAUCGCCAUGUCAGCCUCGGCCUACUCGUUCAUCCGGACCAUCGGACUCAGCAUGGGCAUCAGUGUUAGUGGCCUGGUCUGCUUCGACGAGCUGCAAAAACUGAGUACGGGAUCCACGGCGGAGCUUAGCAUCUCGCAGCUGAUCGAAGAUGUGGGCAAGAUGGUAGGAGAGGAGAAGCAGAAGACGAUCGGUGUUUUCGAAACAGCCAUGACGCAUGUGUUCAUCGAGGUGGCCGCCGUCAUGGGCGCUGGUAUGGUCGCAAGCUUCUUGAUCCGAAAACACAAGCUGGGUGAGAAGGUCCGAUCGGACCACAAGAUCCAGAUGGAAGCUACGAAAGUCUACGGUGUAUUGUGUUACGCCCUAGAGCGUCAUCGCAAGUCCGAUGUCGUGAGGGCGAGUGUUCUCCGGUCCGACCUGAGGCUUGGCCGCCGCCGGUGCGGGGACUGUACUCCGAUGCCCAGCUGCCGCUGA